Pangasianodon hypophthalmus (striped catfish) is the source of this 2570-nucleotide messenger RNA. It is a transcript of the gene dnajc1, whose product is annotated as DnaJ (Hsp40) homolog, subfamily C, member 1. Lineage: Eukaryota; Metazoa; Chordata; Actinopteri; Siluriformes; Pangasiidae. The coding region runs from base 224 to 1801 and encodes 525 amino acids. Gene Ontology annotation, cellular component: endomembrane system. The record is from RefSeq and is a predicted model, not a curated record. The transcript is spliced from 12 exons.
AAUGUUCUCCGUCCACAGCGACGUGUCUGAGCAGCUCAGCCCUGAUUGGUCGCUCCUGUGGCGGCUGCGUGUGAAACUUGCUGCCGCGGAGCUUUUCCACGUAGCUGAAGUGGCCACGUUUGAUUCGGCUACAGGGGGAGCCAUGCCAAGCUGUGUAUAGACACCGACUUUCAGGCAUGGCUCACUGAAAUUAACGUUAACACACGGUUUUAGAGCGUUUACAAUGACUUCUGCAGGGGUCCUGAGCUGUGUGCUGUUGGUCGCCGGCCUUGUCUUCAUCCAGCCCGGGCCGAGUGCAGCGUGGGACGCGGAUUUAGAGCUGUUCGACCUGGUUGAGGAAAUCCCACAAACAUUUUACGAAUUCCUGUCAGUUAACCAGGAUGCCCCGUCCUCUGAGAUCAGAAAGGCAUACAGGAGGCUUUCCCUCAUCCUUCAUCCUGAUAAAAACAAAGAUGAGAACGCUGAAACCCAGUUCCGCCAGCUCGUUGCCAUCUAUGAAGUUCUUAAAGAUGAGGAAAGGAGAAAAAGGUAUGAUGACAUCCUGGUUAAUGGGCUUCCUGACUGGAGACAGCCCGUGUUCUACUACCGCCGUGUCAGGAAGAUGAGCAAUGGAGAGCUGGGCUUCCUCCUCUUCCUCAUCCUCACCGUGGGCCACUAUGCCGUGAUCUGGUCCAUUUAUUUGGAGAAGCAGUUGGAUGAUCUCCUUAGCAAGAAGAAGAGAGAGAAGAAGAAGAAGCAAAGCAGCAAGUUAGCCGAAGAGCCGAAGACCACGGGGCAAGAGAAAAAUGAGAAAUCAGAUAAACCUCACUGGCAUGAUAUUCUACCGCUCAAGCUGAGCAUCUGGCUUUACUACUCUCUGAAGUCUCUACCUCAUGCCAUCCAGGAUGUGAAGCAGUACUACAAAGACUACAAAGAAAUGAAACUGAAAGAAAAAGAGCAAGCAGAAGCACAAGCAGAGCAAGAAACGCAGCAAAGAGAGAAACGGCCAAAGGUGAAGAAACCCAAAGUGGAGUUUCCGGUUUAUGAGCCCAGUGAGGCGGCGUACGUACCUGUGUACGACCAGGGAGCGUCCAUCGAGGACAUUGAGGAUCAAAUGGACGACUGGCUGGAAGAUCGGAAAACACAAAAAAAGAAAACUCCAGAGUGGACAGACGAGGACUUCAGUCUGCUGACUCGCUGCAUGGUGAAGUUUCCUGGAGGAACACCGGGGCGGUGGGAGAAGAUCGCUCAUGAGCUGGGCAGAUCCGUCACUGAUGUUACAACAAAAGUAAAACAGGUCAAAGACAGUGUCUCCAACACAUCAGGGUUGGUGAAGCUCUCAGAGCUGAAGAGUAAUGCGUUGGUAGGAAAGAGUGCGGUCCCAGAUAGCCUCAUGACCCAGCGAGAGGAGCUCGGGCUUCCCGAAGAGCCUCCGGAGCCCGACGCACCCGAGGAAACGGAGAGCAAAACCGUGAGGAGACGAGGCAAAAAAUCCACAGCAGGGGCUCCUGGGACAGGAAGCGGGGAGGAGAAGGAAAAAAUGAAAGGGCGCAGACAGAGAGACUUUGACCCCACAGCCGUGGACGAGGACAGCGAAGAGGAGAAAAAGCAGCCGAAGGAAAAGCCGAGCACUGCUGAUGACGUCUGGACCCAAAACCAGCAGAGACUGUUGGAGCUGGCGCUGCAGCAGUACCCACGAGGCACUGCGGAGCGCUGGGACAGGAUCGCCAAAGUGGUGCCUGGGAAAAGCAAGGAGGAGUGUAUGAUCCGGUACAAGCUGCUUGCUGAGCUGGUGCAGAAAAAGAAACAGGCGAAGAGCUGACGAAACGAUCCUCUUCUCCUCUGCCUGUUCCUUCAUCUCUCUCCCUGUCAUGUGCCUUAGCUUUGCCAAGAUCAUGCUGUAUAUCAGCUGGGUCGCUUCUCCAGCUGUCUGGUUUAGGGCUGGUUUAUACUUCUGUGCUGACAGUGUGGUGCACUGACUGAGGUGCAGCUCUCUAAAACAGCUUAUUAUACUGUAUAUUCAACAUUUUCACACUCGUUCCAAACUGUUCCAAAAGUCCCAAACUGUUCCAUAUCUGAUCGAUUUUGACCUAAUAGCAUGGUGUCUGUGGUUUAGAACCCGUAGAAAGUGGUGAUCCUCAGUGUUCUCUCAUCUACAACUUUGCUGCUCCUCUAUGCAUUCUGUAGUUUUUCAUUUUUCUUGUAAUGGACAUGUUCACGUCCGUGUUCACGUUAUGUGCAGGUGUUUACACGUGUUCACAAAUACGCAGAUGCAGAAGUAUAAACCAGUCCUCCUGCUGAAAUCAGCAGGCUUCAGUAUUGGACAAACCCAUUGGACAAACCCAUCUAUGAUUUGUAUUAUACAAAGCUGCAAAUGUGCAUAAAUCAGUUUAAUUAUUUAUUUUAUCUUUCUUUGCUGAUGUGGCCUUCGUUCCUCUGUGUAAUUUAAUGCGCGAGGAACAGAACAGCUAAGCUUCUUAUGAUGUUCGUUGACUUUUUCUGAACAUUUUGUGCCCACCUCUGUUUUCAGAGACCCAAUGUGGCUUUGUUUUUAUCUGUUAAUGAAACAUAAAUCAUUUACGUACAACUGA